UCAGACACGCACGCUCACAUAAUCUCUCACUCUUUCUCUCUCUCUCACACACACACACACGCACUGCCUCUCUCCGAAACCCUUCCCCGAACGAGUGCAAUUUCGGACAAUGGCGCAAGUUAGCCCUCAGCUCCCCGUCGACGCCGACGGCGUCUGUAUGGUGUGCAAGGUCAAUCCGCCGGAGGAGGCGACCCUCACCUGCGUAUCGUGCGCCACACCGUGGCACGUCGGCUGCCUCGCUGUCAUCCCCGAUUCCAUGGCUUCCGCCUUGAAAUUCGAGUGCCCCGACUGCUCCGGCGACGGGAUCGACGGAGGCGCGGCGCCGACGGAUCCGGCCAGGAGAGAUCUCUUCGCGAGGAUCCGGGAGAUCGAGGCGGAUGGUUCGCUGUCGGACAAGGAAAAGGCGAUGAAAAGGCAACAGCUUUUGAGCGGAAAGGUUGAAAGUGAUGAAGAUGGAAAAGGAAAGGGAGUUGCAGGCAAGGAGAAAGACGAAUCGAACGAUAUAUUGAGCGUGCUUGGUUCGACUUUUAAAUGUUCCUAUUGCAUGGAGCUUCCGGAAAGGCCCGUUACGACACCAUGUGGGCACAACUUUUGCUUGAAAUGCUUCGAGAAGUGGAUCAAGCAAGGAAAGCGCACAUGUAUAAAGUGCCGUGGCGGCAUUCCCCACAGAAUGGCAGCUCAGCCGCGCAUCAACUCCACCCUCGUAGCUGCUAUACGUAUGGCGAGGUUGUCAAGAUCAAUAAUUUCUGGUGGGCCCCCAGCUGUUUAUCGCUUCUUGCAUAAUCAAGACCGUCCAGAUAAGGCGUUUAUUUCUGAAAGGGCACAGAAAGCUGGAAUGGCAAAUGCGUCCAGUGGGAGAGUUUUCGUCACUGCCCCUAGGGACCACUUUGGACCAAUCGCAGCUGAGAAUGAUCCGGAAAGGAAUCAGGGAGUUUUGGUUGGAGAGAGUUGGGAAAACCGUAUGGAAGUUAGACAGUGGGGUGUGCACUACCCACCUCUAUCUGGAAUUCAAGGGAAGGCGCAUUACGGUUCUGUGUCUGUAGUGAUUUCAGGAGGUUACGAGGAUGACGAAGACCAUGGCGAAUGGUUUAUCUACACUGGAUGUGGUGGAAGAGAUUUAAGCGGAAAUAAACGCACCUCCAAGGAACAGUCAUUUGAUCAGAAGUUUAAGGAUCAAAAUCAGGCUUUGCGAGUCAGCUGCUACAAAGGCUACCCAGUUCGUGUUGUCAGAUCAGAGAAAGACAGGCGUUCUCCAUAUGCCCCGGAGAAGGGGUACAGGUACGAUGGGGUAUACAGAGUCGAGCAGUGUUGGAUAAAAGACGGUAUACAGGGGUUCAAGGUCUGUAGGUUUUUGUUCGUACGAUGUGACAACGACCCUGCACCCUGGACAAGCGACGAGCAUGGUGAUCGUCCAAGACCUUUGCCGGUCGUUCGCGAGCUUAAAAAUGCAAUUGAAUUUUCUGAAAGGACGGAAAGUCCGUCGUGGGAUUACGAUGAGGCCGAAUGUUGCUGGAUAUGGAAAAAGCCGCCACCUGCUAGUGAAGAGGAUGUAGUUUAUGUUAAUCCGGAAGACCGGGCGGAAGCAAAGAAGAGGAUACGGAAAGCGCAAUCCAUUUCAGUGAGAGAGAAACUGCUACAAGCGUUCUGCUGCCUCAUUUGUAAGAAAGUAAUGAGUCUGCCCAUCACAACACCCUGCGGCCAUAACUUUUGCAAGCCAUGUCUGGAAAACGCGUUUGACGGUCAAACGUUUCUGAAAGAGAGGGUGUGCUGGAACGGAAGAAAACUUCGUUCGCAGAAGAAUGUACUGAAAUGCCCUUCUUGCCCAACGGAUUUAUCAGAGUUCCUCCAAAAUCUCCAGGUGAACCAUGAACUGAUGGAGGUGAUAGAGAAGCUACAAGCGGGACUCGCAGAGGAAAAAAAGGAACGUGAUGAGGAAGGCAGUUCCAGCAAGGAGAACGACGAUUCUCUGCCAGGUGGCGAUGCAGCCGACUUAUCAAACGAAGAAGCAGAAGCUGAAAAUGAAAGUACUUUGAAGAGAAAAAGUUGCUCACCUAGCCUCUCCGACGAGCAGGAGAAUAUCGAGAUUUCUAAGAAGCGAAAAGUCGAGCCAAUAUGUGAAGAAAAUACCAAGUGUUAGGUGCUUAUAUAAAUAUAAGUAUGCCUGCAACUAUUUUACAGAUUUUCUUUUUUUUUGGCUCUUUUAUUUAGCUUUUAAAGAUGACAAUGUUCAUGUAUACAUACAUACAUGUAGAACUACAGUGUUGAAUUAUAUGCACUUCAAAGUUUAAAGACAGUAUUUUUGACAUUA
Molecule: messenger RNA, 2308 nt
Organism: Erythranthe guttata (spotted monkey flower)
Lineage: Eukaryota; Viridiplantae; Streptophyta; Magnoliopsida; Lamiales; Phrymaceae
Product: E3 ubiquitin-protein ligase ORTHRUS 2
Biological process (GO): protein ubiquitination; negative regulation of gene expression via chromosomal CpG island methylation
Molecular function (GO): ubiquitin protein ligase activity; metal ion binding
Source: RefSeq, a predicted model, not a curated record